Molecule: messenger RNA, 4971 nt
Organism: Egretta garzetta (little egret)
Lineage: Eukaryota; Metazoa; Chordata; Aves; Pelecaniformes; Ardeidae
Gene: REEP2
Product: receptor accessory protein 2
Exons: 9
Coding region: 184-1149 (321 amino acids)
Biological process (GO): endoplasmic reticulum tubular network organization
Cellular component (GO): endoplasmic reticulum tubular network; endoplasmic reticulum membrane; cytoplasmic microtubule
Molecular function (GO): taste receptor binding; microtubule binding
Source: RefSeq, a predicted model, not a curated record
GUUAGAUGGCAAGCAGUAACUUGGAUUUACCUGCAAUACCAGUAAGAUGAAAGAAGUUACCAGGCAUGGGUAUUCUUUAAAAUCAUUGCUCCUAGCUAGCUGACUUCCCUCGCCUUCCUCGCUUCCGAUAGCCCUUUGACAGCGCUCUCAGCUCCUACAGCGACGAGGUAUCAGUUGAGCUGUAUGACACACGCUAGUGACCGAGUUGUGCAUCAGGCAUAUCUGGUAAGCAUUGCUUUGGUGGAAAAGCAGCAUGGAAGUGCACAGCGUGUGAGUGAAGCAUACCGUGGAAGCACCCGGGGGCAACGCGUCCUACAGGCUCCACUUACAGCUGGCUUUUGUUCCAAAAAUAGCCCUUCAGUACCAGUAGUUUCUCCUUGUGGGAAGGUAAAGUGGAUGAUGUACUGGAUUGUGUUUGCCUUUUUCACCACUGCAGAAACGCUGACAGACAUAGUUCUUUCUUGGGCUGAGAGAUGCCCUGUUUAUGGAGUUUUCAUGGCUAUGGAUGAAAGACUAAAUGAGACUCGAAGAAGGUUUCCCUUUUAUUUCGAGCUGAAAAUCGCAUUUGUGAUUUGGCUGCUCUCCCCUUACACCAAGGGCUCCAGUGUCCUCUACAGGAAGUUUGUGCACCCAACGCUCUCCAGUAAGGAGAAGGAAAUUGAUGAAUACAUUACUCAGGCUCGUGACAAGAGCUAUGAAACCAUGAUGCGAGUUGGCAAGAGGGGGUUAAACCUUGCUGCCAAUGCAGCAGUUACUGCAGCUGCAAAGGGCCAGGGAGUUUUGUCUGAGAAGCUGCGAAGUUUCAGCAUGCAGGAUCUCACCCUGAUCCGAGAUGAAGAUACCAUGCAUAUACGAAGCCAUGAGCCACAGCUGCACGCCUCUGGUGGGAGUCUUCUUGAAACCAUUGAGGAUUCAGCUUCCUGUUACUCCUCAGGAGAGGAGAGCAAUGUGGCACAGAGGUCUAAUGGAACCCCGUCGGAGACUAGAACAGACCCAUCAGAUGAAGAUGCAGGAGACAAACUUCCUAAACGUACUCAGAGUCUCAAAACUCCUAAGAAAGUGGUGAAAGCUGAGCUUCCAGUAAGAAGUGUGAAAGCCCGCCCUAAGAAGAAAGCUGCAGGCUCUCUUGCUUCUGGCGAGUCAUCCUAAGGAGACCUCCCCCUCCCCAGCACCUGUCUGUCCCGGGAUUUGCCUGUCACUUUUGAGGGGAAACUCCCCAAAGGAAGGGAUCUGAGAUUCAUGUACAUAACAGAUACUGCUUUGUAGAGCUCAUUCCAAGGCAAGGGGAGGCUGGGAUGCAGAAAAUGGAGUAGAGGAUACACAUCCUCAGGAAUUUUCUCCUUUUCAUCUCUCUGUUGGAGGGAAUGCUGAUAUGUCUGUACAUAGCCUGUUGCUUUGGAAUUCCCACUGUAUAACCCUAGUUGGGGACAAUCUUUGCUGGAAAAACUGACUAGGGUUAGAGACAUCCAUUGCACAGAAGCUGGAAAAAUAUUAGACACUGGAGUUCCCCAGGGGGUGGGUGGCUCCCUAAAAUGUCUUAUCUUGCUCUGGGUAUUCUUCUGCAGCUGUGUGUUGUUAAGAAGUGCCCACCAUGAUUCAUCCUCGUUAAGAAUGGACCAUACCUGUCAUGUCCAUCCCCUUUGAGAAGGUGACUGAAAUGAUGUAUGCUGAGUGCUUUUGAACAUAAAGGACUAGCUCAUGGGAGGAGUAUGCUAGAUUCCCAUUACUAGUACUAGAAAAUGAAGAGAUUGGGUUUUAUUUUAUUUUUUUCUGGAAGGUGAAGGGAGAUAAUUGAAAAACUGGGUAAUGAAGAAAAUGUGCUGUUAUUUGCACAUGUGAUGGAGUGGAUACAGGUAUCUCUAAGAGUUAACUAUUGAGAAGGAAAGUUGGGCAUCUGUAAGAUUUUGGCUCUUUUUGAAGCUGCUUGAAUUUUAUUUCAGGUUCUGUUGUUCACUUUGAUUCCUGUGAAAACAUCAGAGUGAGGCGAGUCCCACACAGUGGGAAAAGUAGACAGGGAGACUGUUGCUUUGCCGUUUAGCAGUUGAACUUCGUGUCAUCCUGAUGCUUGUUACUGUGGACAAAUUCUUUCAUUCUAGCAGAUGACUGGGGAAAAUCUGGCUCAAUGGAGUCUGCAGACAUUCUUGAGAAUUUCAGAAGCCCUUAUCUCUCAGCUUUAGGAGAUCCAAUCCUCAGGGCAUGAGAACUGCUAAAUAGCUGAUGUAUGAAUUUCGCUAAUUCCAGGAUUCCAUGUAUGGGGGCUAAAAAGCAGGGAGUAGGGCACAAUACUGUGAUUAGUCUGUCCUCUUGUUUUAUCUUACUGCAGCCCUUGCACAGAUUUUCUGUCUGAAAAGUUUCAUGUUUAUCAAUGUCCUGAGACUUGAGCAAUAUGUAACGCUUGGGACAGAAGUACACUGAAUGUAGAAUACGUAUCGUGGGAGUGAAAUUGCAGUGCUGCAGAGAAAAUUUGCAUCAUGCCAAGCCAUACUGGAUUCUAAUCUAAACGAUGUUGAACAUCGUUAAGGGGAGAUCCCCUGUACACAUGCCAACAGGGUCAAUGAGAAUUUAUGAGUAGGGUUUCUGUUGUGGAGAUCUAUAAUGAGGGAGCACCAUUACAGACCUGGUUGUCUGAAGGAAUACUUGAUGGUCUUAAUCUUUACUGAAACUAGUUAUCAAAGGAACCUGGCUCCUCCUUCCCUACUGAAUACCAUUCCUAGCUUGAGGUGCAGGCAUUUGUGUUUGUCCACGUCUUUUGCUGUCACAUUUCUGAAAUUACAGUGGAUUUUUCACAGAGCCCAGUAUUUUGCUGUUGACGAUAUACAGAAGCACUUCUGCAAGUAACAUUCCACAAGUAUUUCUGUCCUAAGGAAUAGCCCUUAAAAAGUUUGUAGAGGUGAAGAUUAGGACUGAUUUUUUUUCUUGUUUCCCAUUGUCUUGGUGGCAAAUGUUAUGAAUUGGCUAGUUAUUUUAGGAAACCGAUUAAGUUGGUUUUAUUUUAUUUGUAGCUUUAAAAAAUUGAAGUCUUGACAGACCAUGUCAGAAACUUGCAUCUUGUCAAAAAUACUUGUCCUAGAUUAUCCACAAGGCCUUAUCUGGAAGCCAAUAGAAAAUCCUUGAUUUGGCUUUGAGUUUUGAAUUUCACAAAAAACCCCAAGUAGUUUGUUCCUUUUAGUUUGUUAGCAAACAUUGUAUACAUGUAUACGUGUAUCGCUAGUACAUGCAAAGGCAUGUCUUGAAGCAGGAAUUAUUUCUGUUUCCAAAGGAAAUUUCUCUCUCCAUACGAGAGAUAAAAAUCUUUACUGAUUAUAUGGGAGAUUCAGUUGUGAGGAAUUGCUGUCCUAGAUUUUACUGUACUGAAUAAGAUACAACCAUUAUUCUCUACAUACCAAGUAUCUGUAUGACCACAGUUCUUGAAUAUUUUUUUUUUUUUUUAACUAAAGAUUUCCGUAGCAAAUUAUUUAUGUAAAUCAUUGUGAGGGACUUGAUUUGGAAGCCAAGGACUGGUUAGUCUCCCCUAAGAAGGGAUCUUCAUGCCCUUUCCUUGUGCGUGCGUUGUGAUAGUCUCUGAUUACUCUGUUUUCAUACAGUGAGUUUCCAAAAUGUUUUCUAGAAUCAGUUCAUCUGUAGUAAUUCUUCCUGCUUUGAAGCACAGGAAGAAUUUCUGAAGACUCAGUUUUGGCAUUUGGAUUUACCUUUGUCUUCCUGAGCUAGGUCCUGUGCUAAGUAUCUUUUACUUAGCAUUGAUGCUUGAUGUCAUUAGCCUGUGGGUACGUACAGGUCAGUCUUACUAUGACUUUUGUUGUACAGGGGAAUUAAAGGACUUCUGGUUGUAAGAGAGAGUCUGGAGUAGAGUCAGGGACUAUUAGCUGGUGUGUGAUAUGAAGCUGAUGAUGUCAAGCAGCAGAACUUACCCAGAGCAAGAACAAUGUCAUAGCAUGGACACUAUUUUUCUUCUUCCAGUACAGAUAUGACUGCUAGAUAGUGCCCUGCUUGAUCAAAGCCUCUGUAGAUCUGCCACCGCCCACAUGACCUCUUCAUGAGUUUCUAGAUAUAGUUCUGCAUUGGGUGGCAUGGUCUCGCAUAGAAAUUCUCUUGUUAAUGAGAAUGCUGAAUAUGCUGUUUUGGUAAAAUGCUUUUAUCAGCUGUUGUUCAGUGUUUUCAGCGGGAAAUGCUGGGGUGUAGUUUCUCUUCAGUAUCAUCUAUGGGCUUCAUUGUGCAGUUAAGCAAAUGGUUAAAUCUUCACCUAGCAGUAGAACCCAUUGUGUUCAGUAAGUGUUUAUACACCUUUCCUAAUAUGCCUGGGCACAGAGAAACACAGUAAGACAAAAUGAUGCCUAAAGUUGGGGGGGGGGGAGGUACGUAUGUGUCAAACUUUGUGUGCCUAAAAAUUAUCCUGAAGCACCUGUACCAUGAGAUACAAAGUGAAGCCAUGACUGCCUCUUGGAAAGAAAUGUUGUACCUCCACACUUUAUAAUACUAUAUACGGUCUUUCUUACAGUUUUUCUGCUGUUGGAAAAGAAAAUAGCGAAAUGUGGUUUCCCUUCUGAGAAACCUAAUGAUUUGCUGUAUGAAAGGGAAAAAUCUUUUCUUGCUUGGCAGUAUCCUCCAUGGUGGGUAAGAAAUAGGAAAAUAUAAGGCAGACUACUGUCAGGUUUUAAACCCUACAUUUCAACUAAACAUCUUAAUUUAUUGAGUUUCUGAUUCUUCAGCCUUACAUUUCUGAGUCUGGGAGACCGAUUUCUUUUAGACUAGAUUAACUUCCUUGGUAGAUAGCCUCUAUAUUAGAGAAGAGGGAUACUGGUGUUCUUAAAAUAGCAAAGCUUGUUCUGGGAAAGCUACACCUUCCCCCAUUUUAGUGAAUUGAGUUCAGUUCCGCAGUGCUGGGCUUUCUUUUUUAUACAUGCCUCUUGGAAGUAUGACUCCCUCACAAUAUGUGGCCAAGUCAUUUCUGCCUUGAAAAGGAAGAUUUCUAGA